CGCGGCCGCUUCGUAUUUCAUGUCGGCUCCUCGUUCUCUGGGGUGCCGCUCUACUUCUGGUGUCUGUAAACACCGAGGCCAGCGGAGCGACUCCUCGCUGCUGGGGAAGCGGCUGUCGGAUGACUCGAGCCGCCACCGGCUGUUGCAGAAGUGGGCGAGCAUGCUGAGCGCGGACGCGUCGGAGCGGGAGCCGGAGCCGGAGCCGGAGCGGGAGCGGCGCGAGGAGGAGGCCGAGGCCUGGGAGUACCCGCUCGUGUUCCUGUGCGGGCGCUGUCGCCUGCCGCUCGGCGACUCGCUCAGCUGGGUGGCCGGCCAGGAGGACACCAACUGCAUCCUGCUGCGCUGUGUCUCCUCUAAUGUCUCUGUGGACAAGGAACAGAAACUGUCCAAGUACAAAGAUGAAGAUGGUUGUGUUCUUGAAACUUUGUCUUGCACCGGUUGCUCCCUCAGCCUUGGCUAUGUGUACAGAUGCACUCCCAAGAAGCUGGAUUACAAGAGGGACUUGUUCUGCCUCAGCGUUGAAGCCAUUGAAAGUUACAAUUUAGGGUCCUCUGAAAAGCAAAUUGUGUCAGAAGACAAGGAGCUUUUCAAUCUUGAAAGCAGAGUCGAAGUAGAGAAGUCUCUAAAACAGAUGGAAGAUGUCCUGAAAGCCUUGCAGAUGAAGCUGUGUGAGGUUGAAUCAAAGCUGUCCUUUGCCAGCCACAGCAGCUGAGCUGUGUUCCGUACCCCCACAUGCCCCACCCUUGUUCCUAACAAACUUUGUGUCUGUAUUUUAAGGUAAAGAGGUAACUGUUCCUCGUAUGUGAAUUUUAAAUGUUGAAAUGGAAUUUGGGAAUUUUUAUUUUGACAAAAAAUUGGGGUGCUUUUCUGAGUCUUUUUCUGUUAGAUUCAUUCUUGUCUUAUGUAUUCAUUGUAUGGAAAUAUGUGUUCAUUGUGUGUAUGUAUUCGUUGUACUUUUCUAUUUUUAAAACUUUGUUACUUUGAAUACUUUGGAUAUUUACGAGUGAGUAGAGAGAAAAUCUUAAUAGUUUUUCUCAUUUCCUUUGUAGUGUAGCCUUUGCAAAUCAGUGCUUAAGCCUCUGGAAGAACAGUGGUUGAUCUGUUAGAAUGAUUUACAGCUUUGUGUAGAAUAAAGAGCCAUCAGUGAGUGAGAUUCCACCUUGCUGUGCACUACUUUGUGCUUAAAGAGCUGGGAAGGAUACUUGCCCAAGAGCCCAAUCUCUGGGUAAGAUUUUAAUGGAAUAUAUUAAGUUGAUAUUUUUUUCGUAAUGUAAAAAUUUUAUAAGGAAUUUGUAUUAAUUUUUAUA
Messenger RNA from Psammomys obesus (fat sand rat), 1307 nucleotides. RefSeq names its product MIS18 kinetochore protein A (gene Mis18a). Gene Ontology annotation, biological process: CENP-A containing chromatin assembly; chromosome segregation. The coding region runs from base 20 to 712 and encodes 230 amino acids. The record is from RefSeq and is a predicted model, not a curated record. Lineage: Eukaryota; Metazoa; Chordata; Mammalia; Rodentia; Muridae. The transcript has 5 exons. Gene Ontology annotation, cellular component: chromatin; nucleus; chromosome, centromeric region.